This is a messenger RNA of Angiostrongylus costaricensis, 1278 nucleotides long. The record is from the annotation of a GenBank genome assembly. Lineage: Eukaryota; Metazoa; Nematoda; Chromadorea; Rhabditida; Metastrongylidae.
CACUACUACAUAGAAGAAAGCGGAUGGUAUGGUUCUGGUACACAGCGUCCUGAUGACUUAACUAUUUAUCCUUUCAAGGUUGAUGUUCCCGAAAAGGAUCUCAUGCGGAGACUUGAGAACGCUCGCAUUUCCCACACUCAUCUUGAAGAUUCUGAUAAUUUUUGGUACGGAUUCAAUUCUGAAGAGCUGGAGGUAUUCAGGAAGUACUGGUUGAAUGAUUACAACUGGAGGGAAUACGAAGCUGUUAUCAAUGCAUUUAGACAUUUCAUGACAGAAAUUGAAGGUCUCAAGGUCCACUUUAUCCGUGAAACUGCCGCUGCCGGGUAUAAGAAAGUGUUUCCACUCCUAAUCGUCCACGGUUGGCCUGGUAAUGUGUUCGAGCUUUACAAGAUUAUACCUAUGUUAACCGACCCAAAAAAGUAUGGAAUCCCUUCAGAUAUUGCCUUCGAAGUGGUGGCACCGUCAAUUCCCGGCUACGGCUGGUCUGACCAACCAAAAAAGACAGGAUUUAGUCAAGUGACCUGUGCUCGAGUGUUUCGGAAGUUGAUGGAACGUCUAAACUUUAAUAAAUUCUAUUUACAAGGAGGAGAUUGGGGCGCAAUUAUCAAUGUUAUCCUCGCCAAGCUGUAUCCAGACCGAGUUUUUGGAAUUCAUUUAAAUAUGAUGCCACUUAUACCACUCUCUUCUUUCAAAGUAACAGCACUUGAAAUCAUCGGCACACUAUUUCCAAAGGUUUUGGUUUUCUCCUCUGCGAACCACCAUAAUCAUAGUAUCCUUGAAAAAUUUUCGACCAUGAUAGUGGAAAGUGGUUAUAUGCAUCUACAGGCGACAAAGCCAGACACAGUAGGUACCGCGCUCAAUGACUCACCAAUUGGCUUGGCUGCGUACAUUCUAGAGAAGUUCUCAACGUGGACCAAUUUGGGGAACAGAGCUCGUCGAGAUGGUGGCCUAACGAAAAAAUUUUCUCGAGGUGAACUGAUAACAAUAGUGAUGAUUUAUUGGUUGAACGGGAAUAUCGUUUCAUCUCAGAGGUUCUACCGCGAAUACUUCCUUGACCAGCGAAAUAAUGCUUUGAAAAAGGUAUAUAUGGCAGUUCCGACUGCGCACGCUUCUGGAUUGAAUGAAUUGUUCGAUAGGACGCCUCCUGAGAUCUCAUCAAUGACAUGCAACCUCACCCGCUACACCGUCAUACCUGACAUGGGUCAUUUCGCUGCACUCGAAGCGCCCCAACCGCUUGCGGCCGACAUUUUUGACUUCGUUAAUUCAUUGGAGAAAUAG